AUGUCACAAGGAUGGUUUUCGAUGGGAGGAAGUAGCAGCGGAGAUCAGAAGCAGGGGCAGCAGCAAUCGGGUUCGUCUCUGCUCGCUGAUUGGAAUUCUUACGCUGCCUCGAGAGAAUUCGAGGAAAGUGGCGGAAGCUUCGGCUUUGAUAUCGAAUCCGCCGUUAGAUCUGCCAAUGACACUGUUUCGGGCACCUUCAGUGUGGUUUCAAAGGGAGUUAGAGAUAUUCCGGGGAGCUUGCAGUCAGCAACCAGCAGUAUGCCGUCAGGAAAAGCACUCAUGUAUUUCGGUUUAUUUCUCGCAAGUGGUGUAUUCUUCAUAUUCAUUGCCUUCACAAUGUUUCUUCCAGUCAUGGUGCUUAUGCCACAGAAAUUUGCCAUUUGUUUCACCAUUGGAUGUGGAUUCAUCAUUGGAUCGUUCUUCGCACUUCGUGGCCCACAAAAUCAGCUUGCACACAUGUCAUCGAUGGAGGUAUGCUACACUAUUAUGUAUUGA
Camelina sativa (false flax) is the source of this 495-nucleotide messenger RNA. NCBI's taxonomy places the organism in Eukaryota, Viridiplantae, Streptophyta, Magnoliopsida, Brassicales, Brassicaceae. The record is from RefSeq and is a predicted model, not a curated record.